Molecule: messenger RNA, 4032 nt
Organism: Aspergillus udagawae
Lineage: Eukaryota; Fungi; Ascomycota; Eurotiomycetes; Eurotiales; Aspergillaceae
Product: rRNA-processing protein las1
Exons: 21
Coding region: 1-4032 (1343 amino acids)
Biological process (GO): rRNA processing; DNA-templated transcription
Cellular component (GO): Las1 complex; membrane
Molecular function (GO): zinc ion binding; DNA binding; endonuclease activity
Source: RefSeq, a predicted model, not a curated record
AUGGCAAAAGUAUUCUUUACACCAUGGAAGGACCAUUCCCAGUUGCUCACUGUCCGGAAUCAAUUUUACCCUCCGCCAGCCUAUGAUGGACCGGAUUUGCGCUCAAAAGCCUGCGCAACGGUCGGAAUCUGGAAGCUCCGUGGCAACCUGCCACAUCCGGUUGAGGCUACUGCCUUAUUAACGGACGCGAUUCUUCACGACAAUGCUCAGAAAAAUUCCAUAUUCUCGAUUCGAGCGACCUACUCAGCUGCUUUUUGUCGAUUCGUAACGGGUCUCGUUGACUCGAAACUCCAUGGACAGAGGAAGACCAUGUUUCAACGAGCGAUUGACCUCGGGCUUCCAGCAUCGUUUGUUGAGCUGCGUCACGAGGCGACCCAUCGAGAGUUACCGUCUCUUGUGGUACUUCGCAAUGCGACGCAGCGCUCAUUAGAGUGGCUCUGGGACUAUUACUGGGCGAAGACAGACUCUGAUGUGGCGCUUGUAUCUGGAAGGCCUGCGCCUGCGGUCUCUAACGGUGCCGACGAUGGAAAUGUAGAAGAAAUCAAGAGCAUCCUCAGGUCUGCUCUCGAGCAUCCAGUGGGCCAGGGAGAUCUCUCAGAGUCACCACGGAAGAAGAGGAAGUCAGAUCAGCACUCGUCUUUUUUUACGGCCCAGCUGGUAGCGAUAUGUAAGGCGUCAAGAAGAAGUCCUCAUUCGCUUUCCCGAGUCCUAAUUGAGGAUUCAAUCAUUGUGCCUAAGGGGCGAAAACUUGGCGAUUCCAUGGAUGAAGCAUUCACCAAGUGGGACAAACCACUGCAGACUGUAGCGGCAGACUACCCUACAUUUUUACCAGCCCUGACCGAGGAAUUGGUCAAUGAACUGGCAUUCACCAGACGACCGAAUACGAAGAAUGAUCCCCAGUGCGAGGCGAUUUAUAUGUGGCUGGACCACAUCUUGAACUCAGCAGAGUGGAGUACAACGCGACAGUCGCUUUCCCUCGGAUACAUCCGCACUGUCUGUGAACAAAGUUCGAAUUACUGGCUAGAUCAGCUCAAGGGCGCUGUUCGCUCGGAGGAUAAUCGUUUGUCUCCUAUUGCUAGAGAUAAGAGCAACGCUCCAGCUCGAUUGCAGAAGAGAUCUGAAAGUACGACACAUGCCCAGCAUACCGAAGAUGAUCUACAAGGGCUGCAAAAGUUCGGGUGGGAAAGAACCAUGCAUGUACAGUCAAUUCCUAUGUGGACGGGGAAGGGCAAUAACUAUGCCUACCUUGUGACGGACGAGCCGACAAAAGAGUCCGUCAUCAUCGAUCCAGCUAAUCCGCCAGAAGUAGCUCCAGAGCUUGAUGCUCAGCUCAAGGCGGGAAAGAUAAAACUCACGGCCAUCGUCAACACGCAUCAUCACUGGGAUCAUGCUGGCGGCAACGACGACAUGCUGAAACAUUUUGGCAAACUUCCAGUCAUCGGAGGAAAGAACUGUAAAUCAGUCACGCAGACUCCUGCACAUGGAGAGACGUUUAAGAUCGGGGAGCGGAUCUCCGUUAAAGCCCUGCACACCCCCUGCCAUACUCAAGAUAGUAUCUGCUAUUAUAUGCAGGACGGGGACGAAAAGGUGGUGUUUACUGGCGACACCUUGUUCAUUGCAGGAUGUGGUCGCUUUUUCGAGGGAAAUGCUCAAGAGAUGCACAAAGCGUUGAACGAGACCCUUGCCUCGCUUCCUGAUGACACCAAAGUCUAUCCCGGCCAUGAGUACACCAAGAGUAACGUCAAGUUCUGUCUUGCUGUCUCUCAAUCAGAACCGAUUAGGAAGCUAGAAGCAUACGCAAAUCAGCAUCAACAGACCCAGGGCAAGUUUACUAUCGGAGACGAGAAGCUGCACAAUGUAUUCAUGAGAGUCAAUGAUCCUGAAAUCCAGAAGAAGACCGUCACUGUCGCUCGAGAAAGACCCGGUGCGAUGGGGAUUCCGAAGAAUACUCGAACCCUGCGCGUGGACAGCAGCACCAGCGAACUUCAAGAUGAGCAGUAUGAUCCGGAGAAACGCUCGACUGCUGAAGAUCGCAUGAAAUGUACUCUUCCGUGGAAAGAACCCGAUGUCCUGCACUAUGUUGAGGUAUAUUUUGAGAAAUUCCAUCCCGUCUGGCCGUUUCUGCAUAGAGCGACUUUCGAACCGAGCCAGGAGCCUCCGAUUCUCUUGCAGUCUGUUGUCAUGAUGGGACUGUGGAUGAGUGGGGAUGAGGAGAUACAGUGUCAUGCAAUCAAACUACAUGACAAGCUUAGUUCCUUAGUCUACGAACAGCGAGACAAGUGGGCAGUUGUGAAUUCUGAAUCCGAAGUCCAAAGCUCCUGGCCCAUGGCAACAUACCAGAGCAUCCUUCUACAGAUUGUUUUCGCCUGCCUCAGAGACACUCAUAGUCACGUUGACAUUCGACUCGCCCUGACCAUCCCAACGAGCUGUUCUCGUCUAUUAACGACAUUAACUGACACUUGCCUUCGCAAAAACAUGUUCUUCUACCCAGCGAUCUUAGACCAGUUUAGCCGCGACUCUGUCCCGGAUGUCUUUGUCUGGGUUGGCAUCGAGGAAGUCAAGCGCUUUGCACUUGCCCUUUACAAAGUUGGCAGGUCGUGUCAUAUUCAAUGCGAAAAUGGCCCGCGUAAUAGCCUUCACAGCGCCAACAGGAGAAGAAGCCUUCUCUCCCUGGCAGACUUACAGUUCGCAUUGCCUGACAGCGAUGAGCUUUGGCAUGCCACCUCGGACCUGGCGGCUCGGCUGGCAAAAGAUAGGCCCCUUUAUUAUGACAAUAACAACGCCGAGGCCAAUUGGAUCUCUCAAGACGAAGAUGGCAUCCCGGGCUCGCCUCUUUCCACCAAAAGUCGUGUCCUGGAAGGCGGCGCCAGCAUGGUGCAAGAUUUCACGCCUGUCAAACAGAUCUGCGCCCAUCUAAAUGCAUUCCACAUCUAUGCGUCGGAUCCGACAAGAGCUGUGGAAGCGAAUCAUUACUGUACACAUGUUACAGAAGACCUCAGGCAGUGUCUGAUAUACGAUUCCACCAAGCCUAACGCCCGAUUGAUCGGCCUCGAGUACAUGAUUUCCCCGCGCUUAUUCGAGACCCUCCCGUCCGAGGAACGCAAAUUAUGGCACACCCAUGAGUUUGAGGUUAAAAGCGGCAUGCUGAUUAUGCCCGCUCCCGCCGGAGUGCCAAAGCCUGCCUGGGAAGCAGCGGAAACAUCACAGAUGAGGGAGGUCAUUCCGCUGUACGGGAAAACGUAUCAUUUUUGGCAGGUGGACCGGGGAGAUCCACUUCCCUUGGGGCCUCCACAGCUCAUGGGUAGCUUCACUUCUGAAGACACAGUCAAGAACGCUCAUCCGCAGGGUCUUGAUGGGUUACUUGCAGAGAGGGACAAGGCGUUUGGGGUUGAUUAUAAGGUUAAGGCGGAGAAGAGGAAGGAUAUCGAGCCCCCCAACUUGAGUCCCGAUGCCGACGCCAUGUGGAAGAAUAAAAAUGCCCUGAUUAUACCAAUGGAACGAAUAUUCCGCUCCGCGCUGAGAAGCGCAACCCCCGGCGCCGUCUUCCGCCUCACGCUCGACGGCCUGGGCCUGUUCUGCGCAUGCACUCUGGUCUGGGAGCACCUGAUCACCGUGCAGCUCAGCGAGGGACCCUCGAUGUACCCAACGUUCAACCCGAGGGGCGAUUACCUGAUGAUAUCGCGGGUGCACAAGUACGGCCGAGGAAUUGAAGUAGGCGAUGUGGUUCGCUUCUACCAUCCCACAUUCCUGGGAGUCAAUGGUGCGAAGAGAGUGCUGGGGAUGCCCGGGGAUUUUGUCUGCAGGGACCUGCCGUUCAGUACAGAGGUUGGCACGAGUCGGGAGAUGAUACAGGUACCCGAAGGCCAUGUGUAUCUCGGCGGAGACAACCUGCCCUGGUCGAGGGAUUCGAGGAAUUAUGGACCUAUUCCUAUGGGAUUGAUCAACGGGAAGAUCGUCGCUCGUGUUUGGCCACCGUCGAAGAUGCAAUGGGUGCAGAAUACACUGCAGCCAGCUCAGUUGGAUGAGGCAUAG